UGGCUCCUCCGCUGCUUCCGGUCCCUCCCCGCCUCUCGCCAGCUGCCGGGUGCCCCCAACACGCGGGUGCCGGCCGGGAAGGGCUCCCCCGAACGACCUGCUGCCUUCACUGCUGAAUGGCCUUGAGUCCCUCAGGCGCCUAGGAUGAAGUGCCACUACGAGGUGUUGGGGGUAAAGCGCGACGCGUCCGACGAAGAUCUGAAGCGAGCUUACCGGAGAUUGGCACUGCGUUGGCAUCCAGACAAGAACCUUGAAAACGGCGAAGCAGCAGCAGAACAGUUCAAGCUGAUCCAAGCUGCAUAUGAUGUGCUGAGUGAUCCUCAGGAAAGAGCAUGGUACGACAAUCACAGGGAAGCUUUGCUGAAAGGAGGAGUCGAUGGCGAAUAUCAGGAUGACAGUCUAGAUGUGCUCCGCUAUUUCACUGUUACCUGCUACUCCGGCUAUGGAGACAAUGAAAAGGGGUUCUACGCAGUGUAUCGGCACGUCUUUGAAAUGAUUGCAAAGGAAGAAAUGGAAUCCGUGCCAGAGGAAGACGAAGAAGAAUUUCCAAGCUUCGGAGACUCCCAGAGUGACUAUGACGCGGUCGUCCACUGCUUCUAUGCUUACUGGCAGAGUUUCUGUACCCGGAAGAAUUUCGCAUGGAAGGAAGAAUAUGACACGCGGCACGCCUUGAACCGCUGGGAGAAGCGAGCGAUGGAGAAGGAGAACAAGAAAACCCGCGACAAAGCGAGGAAGGAGCGGAACGAGCUGGUCCGCGAACUGGUGGCCUUUAUCCGGAAAAGGGACAGGCGGGUGCAGGCCCAUCGGAAGCUCCUGGAAGAGCAGAACGCCGAGAAAGCGAAGAAGGCCGAGGAGCUGCGCAGGCAGCAGAAACUGAAGCAAGCCAAAUUGGCCGAGCAGUACAAGGAACAGAGCUGGAUCGCCAUGUCCGAUCUGGAGCGAGAGCUGCAGCAGAUGGAAGCCCAGUACGAAAAAGAGUUUGGAGAUGGGUCUGACGAUGAAGAAGAAAAAGAAGAGCGAGAGUCAAAGGAGGAUAAAUUAAGCGAAGACGGGGAUGAUGCUGACUUUUAUGAUGAUCUCUACUGCCCUGCUUGUGACAAAUCCUUUAAGACUGAGAAAGCUAUGAGGAACCACGAAAAGUCCAAGAAGCACCGGGAGAUGGUAGCCUUGUUACGGCAACAGCUGGAGGAAGAGGAGGAGGAAUUUUCUCUCGCUGCGGCCGAUGACGACGGGUUGAAUACUAAGGAGGAAGAGGAGACGGAAGACCUGCCCAGACAAAAGCUCUCAAAGAAACAGAGAAGGAAACAAAAACCAAUGAUGGGCGACCCUUCUGACGACAGAAGCACAGGAGAGCCGGUUGAUGAGUCGAUACAGGCUGGUGACACCAAGCAGGAUAGCGAGACUGAAGAAUUGGGAAACGCCACCAAAAGCCACAGCCCGGAAGAUGCAAGUGUGGGAGAAACUGUAGAACAAAGUGUGGAGCCCAAACCGGAGGGGAAAAGCAAUCCUAAAGCCAAAGGGAAGAAAACCAAAGAGAUGAAGAAAAGCACUGCUGCAAGAGGUUCUUCAGAGCAUCAAACAAUGCAUGAAGCUCCUCUCCAGUGUGUUACCUGCAGCUGUGAAUUUCAGUCGCGGAACAAACUCUUUGAACAUUUAAAAGCGACGGGCCACGCCAAAGCAACGCAAGAGCUGACCAUCAACGGAGCCAGUAGCAGUAACAGCAGCAGCAGGAGCAAAAGGGAAAAACGGAGGAACAGAUAAUAGGGAUGUGCAUAAGAACUGCUGAUCCGUUGGUAGCGCAUCGCUAGCUGAGGCUCCUUGCUGUCCCAAAAGAGAUGCAGGGUUUGUACCAUGAAUUAAACUGGCUGGAAACUCCUGUGCCCGGCGCCGCCAGGAACUGUGUGGCCGUGUUUAAAUUGUACAACACUUGGUGAUACUCAUUGGUUUUCUUUUUUAAACCGGCCCUUCUGUAACAGCUGCUUGUACCUAGUCCAUUCACUGGCUCUACAUUUACACACCUCCUCUUCUCUCUACAUCCCCCUCAAAGAAAAGCACAGAUACACCACUCAUAAAGAGCAUCUUCCUCCUAAUUACUAAGACGUGUAAAGAAAAAAAAUGUACAGGAAGAAAUAAAUUAUUUUACUUUACAAUGCAGUUUUAUUUAUAGCGCUUGUUAAAUGAACAACAUGCAUGUCCUACAUGGUAAAAGUGUCUAUUCCCCCCCUGCCAGCCUCCCUUACUCAUUUAGCCCAAUCCUGACCAGGGUGCAUCAAUACACAAGGCAUCUUUAAGUGGAUUCAGGCCCUCGCUUAGGCCCUUAUGGACAUGUGCUAGCCAAUUUGGAUUCCCCCUUCUGUUUAAAGGAUGGCAACUGUUGUCACACUCCAGAUGCUGGUAGCUGCAGUUCCAAUGGCAGCGGGGAUGAUUUUAUUAUUUCA
Rhineura floridana is the source of this 2438-nucleotide messenger RNA. It is a transcript of the gene DNAJC21, whose product is annotated as DnaJ heat shock protein family (Hsp40) member C21. Lineage: Eukaryota; Metazoa; Chordata; Lepidosauria; Squamata; Rhineuridae. The transcript is spliced from 12 exons. The record is from RefSeq and is a predicted model, not a curated record. Gene Ontology annotation, cellular component: cytoplasm. Gene Ontology annotation, molecular function: nucleic acid binding; zinc ion binding. The coding region runs from base 145 to 1761 and encodes 538 amino acids.